AUCUGCAUUUAUUACAUAUACCCCUUGAAGGACCAUUUCAAGAAUCUGCAACUCUUAUACCAUUUAUAUAUAUUCUAAUAUAAAAAAACAAAUUAAAAUGGAGGGAAGACACAAAUUCUUGCAUGGAACACUUGAAGUAUCAAUUUUUCAUGCAAUCAGGGACAAUAAUCCAACUUUUCCCUUCAUGGUAAAUUAAAGCUCAUGCUAGAAAUUAAACAAUCUCUUUUUUUUCUGAGUAGUUGUUUUUUCAAGUCUUUUUAUUUUCACUAUGAAAAGUGAAAACAAUCCAUUUUAGGAGUCUAUAACCAUUGUUAUAUUCAUGUUUUAUACACACACUUAGGAGUGUAUGGCUUUGAGGGGAAAACCUGCACAUGUGACAAUCAAUCUGGGAGACAAGACGGUAGCGAAAACGACAAGCGAGCGCAGCCUUGUUUGGAACCAAACCUUCCACAUUCUAUGUGCUCAUCCCGCAGACACGACAACACUCACAAUCGCAUUGACAACAAAAUGUCAUGUCUUGGGGAAGUUCAGCGUCGAAGGAAACCGACUUUUGCAGCACGGCGUGAUCCAAGGGUCAUUCCCUCUGCGGCGUACUAACACCCAGAAGAGGACGGUCAGUUUGCAGCUGAUGGUGUGGUUCAGACCUGCAGAAGAAUAUGAUGGCAGUGGGUUCAUAGGGCCAAAGAGUAAUAUAAAUUCCACAUUUCCACUCAGAUCAAACUGUUCUGUCACCUUGUAUCAGGACGCACACCAUACGGUUGCAUUUCGGCCACCUUUUGGGAAGCCAAGAAAAUUGUGGGAAGAUAUAUACAAAGCCAUUGAUGGUGCUAGACACUUGGUUUACAUUGCAGGCUGGUCUUUUAAUCCUAAUCUGGUUUUAGUUCGCGAUCCCAUGACAGAAAUUCAACAUGCAAGAGGAGUAAAGCUAGGAGAAUUGCUGAAACGCAAAGCAGACGAAGGGGUGGCCGUAAGGAUUAUGCUGUGGGACGACGAGACGUCAUUGCCGAUCAUAAAAAACAAAGGGGUGAUGAGAACAUGCGACGAGGACUCCCAUGUAUAUUUCAACAACACAAAAGUGGUGUGCAGAUUGGUUCCCAGAGGUCACCAUAAGUUACCGCCGUCCGUCUUUACACACCACCAGAAGACGAUAACUGUGGACGUCGCCUGCGGCAUUGAGUCGCCACCAUGGACGUUCUUGAGGGAGAGAGAAAUCAUGUCCUUCAUUGGGGGGUUUGAUUUGUUCGACGGCCGUUAUGACACGGAGGAGCACUCCCUAUUCCGCACCCUCAACACAGAAUAUCAUUGCCAUGACUUUUACCAGACCAGCUUACCCGGGGCCUGCCUCUCUAGAGGCGGGCCCCGAGAGCCGUGGCACGACACUCACUCCUCUGUCUUGGGACAGGCUGCUCUCGACAUUCUUGAAAAUUUUGAGCAGAGAUGGACGAAGCAAUGCGGCCGUGGCCUCACAUCUCUGGUCCCGAUAAGCUCGAUUCGCGAGCUAAGUAAUAAUUGUAACCAACUCGAAACCAACCCCGUUUCAGAACGGGAUUGGAAGGUUCAAGUCUUGAGAUCCAUUGAUGACUCAUCAACAAACACUCUGCCAAGAAACAUGCAAGUGGAGAGGAGCAUCCACGAAGGGUACGUGGAAGCCAUCAGGAAGGCAGAGAGAUUUGUGUACAUUGAAAACCAGUACUUCAUAGGGGGAAGCCAUGUUUGGGAGCAAGACAAAGACAAGAACAGAAAUGGGUGGUGCACCAACUUAAUCCCGGUCGAAAUAGCAUUAAAGAUUGCGAGAAAAAUCAGAGAAAAUGGUCGUUUUGCGGCAUACAUAGUGAUACCUAUGUGGCCGGAAGGAGACCCCGGGAGCGAUUCCGUUCAGGAUAUACUGCACUGGACUAGAGAAACAAUGAAGAUGAUGUAUGGAAUAAUAGGCGAGGCAAUCAGAGAAAGUGGCAGUCAAACGCACCCUAGAGAUUACUUGAACUUCUUCUGCCUCGCUAAUAGAGAAGAAAAGAUGAAGGCAGGAGAGUUUGUCCCUCCAUCCUCUCCUCACCCUUCAUCUCAUCACUACUGUAAGGCUCAAAAAAACCGGAGAUUCAUGGUUUACGUCCACUCCAAACUCAUCAUAGCGGACGAUGCAUAUCUGGUAAUAGGGUCAGCGAACGUGAACCAAAGAUCGAUGGAUGGGGAACGGGACACAGAAAUUGCAAUAGGAUGCUAUCAGUCAUCAAGGAGUAGUGAAGAAGGAAUCGCUACCGAUGAGGGCGACAUUCGCGCGUAUCGAAUGUCUUUGUGGUACGAACACACGGCCGGAAAAGCCACGAGCUAUAGAGAGUUCCUGGAGCCUCAGAGCGUGGAGUGCGUGAGGAAGAUGCGUUCCAUUGGAGACAAAAUGUGGGACAUCUAUAGUUCAUCAGGUUCAGAAGACGAAGAAGAAGAUGAUGAUGAAGAAGUAAUUAGAGACAUGGAAGGGGUGCACUUGGCGAGCUAUCCAGUGAGGGUAAGUAGAGAUGGUGUGGUGGAGGAUCUUAUGGAGACUAAUAAUAAUGGCUGCUGCUUUCCAGACACUGAAGCACCGAUCAAAGGGAAGAGAUCGAAGUUCCUUGCUCCUAUCAUCACAGCUUAAUUGCAACUUAUUACAGGGACGGACACGGAGAAUUCAUAGAGUGGGAUCACAAAAACGAUAAUGUAAGGAAAUGAAAACAAGAUGAUGAA
Messenger RNA from Cuscuta campestris, 2715 nucleotides. The record is from the annotation of a GenBank genome assembly. NCBI's taxonomy places the organism in Eukaryota, Viridiplantae, Streptophyta, Magnoliopsida, Solanales, Convolvulaceae.